GAUGACGGCCCGUAUUCGAAAGGCGGCAAAGAUCCGACGGGCAAUGAUGUUGCUUUGGUGUCCCGGCGUCAAAGUAUUCCAGGUGAGAAGAAACAAGACUUAAAGGAUGAGUUUCGGGGAGUCACCAUCGUGGAGCUCAUCAAGAAAGAAGGAAGCACACUGGGCCUGACCAUCUCAGGGGGCACGGACAAAGAUGGCAAGCCUCGAGUGUCCAAUCUGAGGCCGGGAGGCCUGGCAGCAAGGAGUGACCAGCUGAAUAUCGGAGAUUAUAUAAAGUCAGUGAAUGGCAUCAACUUGACAAAACUCCGCCAUGAAGAGAUCAUCAGCUUGCUGAAGAACGUGGGGGAGAGAGUCGUACUGGAGGUGGAGUACGAGCUACCGCCAACCACUCCGGAUAACACUGCGGCAAUCAUCCCAAAGACCCUGGAGAUCACUCUUUGCAAAGAGGGCAAUAGCUUCGGCUUCGUAAUGAGAGGGGGGGCACAAGAAGACUGGCACAAGUCCAGGCCUUUGGUCAUAACCUACGUGAGGCCGGGAGGACCAGCGGACAGGGAAGGGACCUUAAAAGUCGGUGACCGGAUCCUGUGUGUGGAUGGAAUCUCCCUUCACAAUGUUCCCCUCUCGGACGCCCUUACCAUCCUCCGGCAGUGCAGCCAGGAGGCCGUCUUCCAGAUCGAAUAUGAUGUCGCCCUUAUGGACACUGUGACCAACGCUUCAGGACCCCUACUGGUGGAAAUCGCCAAGACCCCUGGCUCCACAUUGGGCAUUUCACUGAGCACGAGCACCCAUCGGAACAAGCAGGUGAUAAUCAUCGACAAGGUUAAGCCGGCCAGCGUGGCGGACAGGUGUGGAGCGCUGCACCCCGGAGAUCACAUCCUGUCCAUCGAUGGCACCAGUACAGAGCAUUGCACGGUGAUGGAGGCCACACAGCUCCUGGCCAGCACCAUGGAGAACGUCAAGCUGGAGAUCUUGCCAGUCCAUCACAGCCGGCUGUCUCUCCGGCCACCAGAGACC
This is a messenger RNA of Staurois parvus, 1014 nucleotides long. The record is from the annotation of a GenBank genome assembly. Lineage: Eukaryota; Metazoa; Chordata; Amphibia; Anura; Ranidae.